AUGCAGAAUAAUACCGAUAACCCAGGUUUCUCGAAUCAUUGUAUCGAUUUUUACGAAACUGCAUGUGGAGAGUGGGAAAAACAGAACCCUUUGUCGGGUGAUAGUGCUAGUUCAAGCGUUAUGCAACAGAUGGGAAUGAACGUUGAUAACUACUUCUGGAAGAUAAUUGCUAACGAUUCAUACUAUAAAGAAGAUUGGCGCUUACAAUCAGCUCGAGCAUUUUACAAAUCUUGCGUAAAUAGUCGAAAUUCAGACACAACGCGUGAAAGUCGUCAUCACUUGAUAGAUAUGUAUUUUGGCGGAUGGCAACUAAUACCAUCACUUUCGACGGAGAUAAAUAAUACAAAUGGGCGAAAUCAAAGUCAAAUGAAUAACAGUCUUACCGAUCUAUUUCUACCAAUAUUAACUCAAACUGGACGUUCACCUUUAUUUUCAAUGAACAUCGCAGCGGAUAUUUUUGCCGUCCUGACUGAUAUGGAUAAAUCCGAAGAGGAUUACUACAAGCUUGCAUUUGAAACUGGGGUACCUCAGUCUCAAAAACCACAACUAACGGAUGCUUUCCGAAAAAUGAUUCGAUUAGGCAGAAUCGAUUGGAGUUAUGCACUUGAAAAGGUAUUACAAGAAACUGGAUAUGUAAACUACCACAAACUACCAAUCAUUAUAGAACGGCGAAAUGAACUCCGUCAACGUUGCGCAGAAUACCGUGAACUAUUGACGGAAAAAGAUGGUGGAAGAUCUCUCACAGGAUCACUGUCACGUCUCGUAUCAGCUUAUUAUGCAACGGAUGAAAAUCGUAUAUAUGUAUACCCAGGACUUCUACAACCUCCACUUUAUUAUGAAAAUGGUAGUUUAGCUUCGAAAUUUGGAGCACUUGGUUGGAUUAUAAGUCAUGAGAUUAUGCACGGAAUAGGUAUCCAAGGUGUACUGUAUGAUGAGAAUCAGAAUAAACGGACUUCGUUCAAUGCUUUACUGUCAUCCGGUUUGAAACAUUUGAAUGCUUUAUGUCUGAGUCGUCAGUAUGCUUUCUAUAGUUACACUGCUUUAAAAGCUUUUCGCACUGAUACUCAAGAAGAAAUGUUGGCUGACAAUGAUGGAUUAAAAGCGUCGUACCACACAUACAAGCGUUUGUUGAAGAAGUUCUCGAACAAUGUUAGCCAAGAUAACCACGAUUCACUUGAAUCUGAUCGACUGUUCUUCCUCUCGUCUGCACAAGCUAUGUGCGGACAUCAUGGUGAGGUAAUACUUGCACAAAAUGCAGUAGCUAUGCCUCAUGUCUUGGAAAAGUUUAGAGUGAUCGGGGCGUUGGUCAAUAGUAGAAGAUUCGCACGUGCAUAUGGUUGUCCAGUUGGUUCACCAAUGAAUCCUGUUACAAAAUGCGAUGCAUGGUAAAACCAUUAUGAAUUACAUAUUUGACACGCUAAACAUGUUUUGGGACGCUUCAACAUUUGAGUGAUUUAUUUGCACUUUCUUAAACAAAUCUUUAGAAUACACAAUUCUCAUCUUUGGUUUUAUUUUAUGAUUCGAUUCACUAUUCAUGUGAAAUACCUAUUUAUCGAUAACAAAACUUUAUUUCAGCAUAAGAGUCAAUAUACUCCAAUUUCUUUUCCUCAAAAUGAGUAACCAACUUAUAUUGUUUUAUGCCUAAUAUUUAAAUCAAAUAAAAUUUAGUUAGCCUAAUCAUCGCAUGUUCUUAACUCAAAAUUUCAGCUUCCCAUUUAGUAGAAUUCACUAACUUACAAUCUACACUACUUGAAAAUACAUAUUC
Molecule: messenger RNA, 1765 nt
Organism: Schistosoma bovis
Lineage: Eukaryota; Metazoa; Platyhelminthes; Trematoda; Strigeidida; Schistosomatidae
Source: the annotation of a GenBank genome assembly